Molecule: messenger RNA, 1575 nt
Organism: Symbiodinium pilosum
Lineage: Eukaryota; Dinophyceae; Suessiales; Symbiodiniaceae
Source: the annotation of a GenBank genome assembly
AUGCUGAAGCUGCUGUUCGCAUGGCCUUUGUAUGUGUGGAAGGUUUUCUUCGACUUCAAGCGUCGUGUGCAACACACGUACGCCAAUGAUGGGGAGUACAAGAAAGCAGCCGCAGAGACUGCAGCCGCCAACAAGCGGCGGAAGUUGAAUGGCAUCGAUGCAGAUGCCUCAGACACAGACGACAGCGACUUGGGCCGCCGCAUGCUGGAGACGAUGGGUGAAAUCAGCAUGUCGAGUAGUUUCAGUGGGAUAGACACGCCGUCUACGGCUUUCCUCAGCCUGGGCGCCGGCCUAUGUGAAUACUUGGGGCUGCCCAUGGAGCACAUACCUCGCCCGCGUAAUGCGUUCGGGGUAGAGUGGCUGAGUGCCAGCCAAAACGAAUUGUUGGAACAUCCUCAUGGGCCGGAGCAUGUCUUCACGGACAUUGCAGAGUUUUGGCAGCCGACGGUAGCAGCACGCUUGCCUGCCAUCAUGGAGUCUGGGCAAACUGACGCGAUCUUGGCUCCUUUGAUCAGGCAAGGAAAAGCCGUGAAGCGUGAGGCUUUUUGUGUGCGGCACCAGAAGCUUUGCCAGGCCAGGUUCUCUAGCAAGGCUGUUGAGGUAGAGUUCUCCAUGUAUGUUCCUUGUGUGAUCUUCUGCUUCGAUGAUUCGAUGGAGAGCGUAGUGGUCCAGGAAAAUGUUGAGGGGUUCGACAGCUCGCAACUCCAGAAGCUUCUCGGGCAUCUUUACCAUCUGGACUGGACUGAUGCGGCCUUGCUAAGUCCGGACCAGUAUGGGUGGCCAGUGGCAAGAGUCCGGAAAUGGUCGAUACUCCGGCACAAGUAUAAGACUUCUGCAUGGGCAGGGCCGUGGAACAUCUUUUGCCGGAUCUUCCAAUCUGAGAUGUGGUUUGGGAAGUAUACAGACUUUGCCUCAGCGGUCCCGGCGUGGGACUUGUUCUUCUCUGGCAGUUUGCAGGAGAUGUACGAUGAGCUGAAAUGGGCGUCGCGCAGGCCCGAAUCGAAGGCGCCAAACAGGCAAUGCUGUUUUGCAAACUUUGAAGACUUCUGCAAGGCUUACGAGCAAGAGCCCGCAAAGGUUCAGAAUGCAUUUUAUGCAGCCCUCACUGAAACAGAGCAGGCUUUUUUGCUGAGCUACCAGCAACAGAUCCCUGGUCAAGCGUAUUCGCUAAAUCAAAAUCCAGAAGUGACUGCCACCUGCAGCAACCAGAAGAAUCUCCACACGCUGAUCAAGAAUACAACUUUGAUUUGGAGCGACGUGCACCAUCGAUGGCUCCUUGCCGGGGAAGCUAUGUUGGCCCAAGCCAUACCCGCUUGGAAAGACUUAUCCCAGGGGAUUCCAAUGACAAGCUUUGCCACAGAGAACGACAAGUGUGCGCAGUCGUCUCGCUCUGCACGGAUUGGCCAAGCAGGGAACGCGAUGCAUUGUAUGAUUUGCGGCAUUGCGCUGCUUUAUGCUGUAGCGGAAGUUCGACUGCAGGCGGUCAAGGGACUGCCAGUCGGCUUGCAGAAUCUUUGUUCACGUUUGCGUGCUUCCUCGGCCGGCCCAAGGCACUCGAGCGCAAGCCAGCCAUAG